GUCAUGGAAAGAGUUCGCGGAGGCCAGGAAAAGCCGCUCGCUGCGUCUCUAUACCUCCAAGAUAGGCGGGGAUUCAUUCGAUAUUGACGAGAUUGUGAAAGCAAAAAGAGUUGAUCUAAUGCACGUUGAGGAUAAAGAACUUCCUCAAUGCCUUGUUAGUCAACCCAUGGGCUGGAAGAUCCUUUCUGGGUCGGAAUCGCAGGUACAGCGCAUGGCCCAUAUUCAAUGUCCCGACUUGCGACGCCUUAUCCUGGUAGAUUUCAAAGAAAAGGCAAGGCUAUUCGAUCCGAAUUCCUUUCUUUCUUCGAUAGAGGCGUUUACCAAAAUCACAUGGUUCGAGUGCCACACAGACAAAUUCUACAUGGGUCAUCUUAAUAUUAUAGACGAUGAGAGGGAACCUGUAGAAUUACCCAAUGAAAUCUGGUUCAUGAGCGAGGGUAAUGAAAUCGGAGACUUCCCUCCCUGGUCCGAAGUUCCUCGUCUCGAACACUUCGAAGUUGACGCGAACCUCAAGUUCAACUUUCAAGGUUUACCUCUUGAACAUCCAUUAAAAAGGAUUAUAGUGCGACACUGGUCGAUCGAUAACAUCUCCACCUGGUUGGACUCCUCAAGUAUGCAACAUAUUAGACUCCUUACUAGUAAUCUGAAGUUUGAGGUCAGUCUAUACGGGCCUUCUCUGGCACUUCGGACGAAGGAACAGGAGAUGGAUCGCUUAUUUGCAAAGGCCAAGGAGAAUAGCGUUCACCUUGAGGUUUUCGUUUUCGAUUAUCAGUCCAAGCCUAUCGUGUCUGAAUAUGCCACAAAGCGGCUGACUUGA
Molecule: messenger RNA, 817 nt
Organism: Acaulospora colombiana
Lineage: Eukaryota; Fungi; Glomeromycota; Glomeromycetes; Diversisporales; Acaulosporaceae
Source: the annotation of a GenBank genome assembly